Messenger RNA from Fusarium redolens, 1636 nucleotides. RefSeq lists its product as uncharacterized. Gene Ontology annotation, biological process: thiamine metabolic process. Bases 1 to 1509 code for a protein of 502 amino acids. Gene Ontology annotation, molecular function: ribonucleoside triphosphate phosphatase activity. The record is from RefSeq and is a predicted model, not a curated record. The transcript is spliced from 4 exons. NCBI's taxonomy places the organism in Eukaryota, Fungi, Ascomycota, Sordariomycetes, Hypocreales, Nectriaceae.
AUGACCACCAAAAAGCUCAUAGUGGUCAUUGGUGCAACAGGUGGUCAAGGAGGCUCUGUUGUCAACUCCUUCAUCACUGACCCAGAAUGGCGUGUUCGUGGCAUCACUCGAAACCCCUCAAGCCUAGAAUCAAAGAAUCUCGAGGCCCGCGGUGUUGAAAUAGUUCAAGCCGACUUGGGCGACAGAGCCUCACUAGCCAAAGCUUUUCAAGACGCAAAUGCCAUCUUUGCAGUCAGUGACUUUUGGGGCAUCUACAACGAUCCGAAGAAUCGAAACAAACCACAGCCGGGACAGGCACUCAACGAGUGGACAAAGAUACAAGAAACUCAACAACUCAAGAAUAUCAUCGAUGAAGCUGCCAGACUAUCAAGUCUAGAAAGAUUCAUCAUAUCCUCACUCCCAGGUGUCACGAAAUUGUCGGGAGGAAAGUAUACGAAUGCUUGUCAUUUUGACUCCAAGGCUGAUGCAGAAGAGCACGGUGCACAAAACCAGCCAGAGCUAUGGGCAAAGACGAGUGUAUAUCUGCCGGGAUACUUCUUGAGUAACUUCUUAACUCAUCCAAUGGCCCAGCCUGCCAAGAAAGACAAUGGAAACAUACAAUUCGCAAACAACCUAGACCUCGACACCAAAGUUCCUCUGAUAUCACACGACCAAGACUCUGGUCCCUUGGUCAAAGCCCUAAUUCAAAACCAUCCAGGGAAAAGUGUCAUUGGGUAUCGUUCUUGGAUCACACCACGGGAAUUCGUAGGAAUUUUCAGUAAAGUGACGGGAUACAAGACUGAAAUACUACACAUACCACCCGGACAGUUCAGCUUUGACUGUAAACCAGAGUUGAGGGCUGAAUUGCAAGAUAACUUUGCAUUUUGUAACGAGAUCGGGUUUCAUGGUGGUGGUGAUUCUCCUGCUGUUCAUCCCAACGAGCUGAAUCCGCCUCCUCAACUAAGAAACAUCGAAGAUUGGAUUAGAGAACAAGAUUGGCCUAAACUCGUGGUCGUUGCCUCAAACAACAUCCCCAAAAUCAAAGCCACCCGUGAAGGCUUCACACAAAUGCUUCCAGACUCUUAUGACUUCCAGGGCAUAAGUGUAGACUCCAACGUCUCAGACCAACCCUUCUCAGACGAAGAGACUCUGCGUGGCGCAACAAAUAGAGCACAAAACGCCCAAACAGCACGACCAGAAGCUGAUUUCUGGGUUGGCAUCGAAGGCGGUGUUGAGACUCACAACGGCUCCAUCUGCUCUUUUGCUUGGAUUGUGGUUAUUGGAAAAGAUGGCAAGAUUGGCAAGGCUCGAACUUCGGCAUAUUUUCUACCGGAGAGGACUUGUAAACUACUGAAGGAGGGUGUUGAGCUGGGGCAUGCCGAUGAUAUGGUGUUUGGACAAACGGAUUCAAAGAACAAGCAGGGUUCGGUUGGGCUUUUGACUGGUGGCGUUGUUGAUCGAGCGGCGUGUUAUACACAGGCCGUCAUUCUGGCGCUGAUACCCUUCAGGAAUGCUUCUUUGGACUUUUGAUGAGUUCAUUUUGAUAUUGUACACUCAAGGCUCUCCAGGAAAUGAUCACAAAUAAUAUAAUGAUUCUGUAAUGCGAUACAUGACGGACACUUCGUUUCACUUCUGGAAUCCAGUGAAGGACAAACUU